GUCACUUGUUCUCAGAACGCGGGAUAGUUUUGUUCUGACGGCUGACAUUUGAUAAGGAAGAAGCGCGGUCUCGUUUUCAAGAAGAUAAGGAGUUCCAGCUGACCGUUCAGCAUGUCGGCCCAAAAUGCAAUAACGAGCAAUAAAACAGCCAUUCAUGAGAUUCUGUCCGGAGACUUCAGGCUAAUUCUCAACAAAGUGCAUGAGAAUAAGCUGAUCACUCAGCGGGAGUACAACAAUCUUAAAAGCAUCAACAAUGCAAAUGUGGAGGCACACGUCAUUGAGCUCGUGGAUAAGAUCAUGAAUAAAGGAGAAGAAAAAUGCAAAGACUUCCUGAACCUCCUGCAAACCGAUGGCGACGUUAAAGGAACUUUCCCUCAGCUGGCGAGUUUACAGCUGACUUACACCCCCCUUUUAUCCAAGCCUGUCCAAGUGUCCUCAUGUCAGCAAGAUGUUCUGCCACAAGAUGGAAAUAGGUCAAAGGAUGUUUAUCAAAUCAACAGCCGGCCCGUCGGCCUCUGCGUGAUCAUAAACAAUGAGGACUUCUUGGAUGGUAAACCAAGAAGAGGGACAGAUAAAGAUGCCCAAAGCUUGGCAGAGGUGUUCAGCUGGCUGGGCUUCAGAGUGCUGAUGUGCAAAGACCUGACCAAGGAUCAGAUGGAUCAGGCACUGACGUUUGUCGCUGGCCUGGCAGACAUGUCUCAGCUGCAGAAGUUCAACUUUAAAGAGUGGAAUGGCAGCAGCUUUGUUGAUCCUCAGCAGGUUCUUGAGCACGGUGAUGCUUUCAUCUGCUCUAUUCUGAGUCACGGGGAUAAAUGUGUUGUUUGGGGAACUGACAAGAAACCCCUCCCCAUUAAAGAAAUUACCAGAAAGUUCAGGGGGUGUGACCAGUCAGUCCUCACCGGCAAGCCCAAAGUGUUCCUGAUCCAGGCCUGCCAAGGAGGUAAGAUACAGCGUGGAGUGCAGCUGAUGGAGACUGAUGAUGAUACUUCACCAUCGACCAUCACUGAGGAUGCUGAUUUUCUGGUUGCCAUGGCCACUGUUGAAGAUCAUGCUGCAGUUAGAAAUCCAUUAGAUGGAAGCUGGUUCGUUCAGUCUCUUUGUGAGCAGCUGAGGGAGCGCUGUCCCAGGGGUGAGGACAUUGUCUCCAUCCUCCACUUCGUGAACGAUGACGUAGCACAUAGAAAGGGCUGGUAUCGCUCCCCGUCUGGUGAAGUCAAGCCAGCCAGGCAGAUGCCUGAACCGAAGUUCACUCUGAGGAAGAAACUUGUGCUGCAACCUCAGCACAGCUGAAGUCAUCAUGGAAACACAGCACACCUUACUGUGUAACUAGGGAUGUAUGAUUAGCUCAGUUUCUUAUAAUGUUUCCUAAAAUGUUGCUUUUAUAUUUUCCCUAUUUUUUAUCAUUUUAAAUCUUUUAUUUUUCUAAAUCUUAAUCUCACAUUGCGGUGUUGCAUUUUAUACUGUCACAGUUUUAUAUCAAAGAAUAAAUCUCAGACUGGGAACGCAACUGGUGAGAAAAAUGUUUUUAUUCGUGUUGGGAGGUUUUUAUAUGUGCUGCAGUAAAGCUUCACGGGUGCUUUGCCUAAACUGAGCCUUUACAUUCUUGAACCUAGUAACAUUACUUAAUCAAUCAAAAAGCUAAAAAAGUUUUCGAACAAUAGAUUUCUGUUUAGGCUCAAAUCAGUUUGAUGUUUCAAGGCUCACACUGAUGAAAUAAUAACUCCCUUCAAAAACGUCAAGCCAAAAGUAAUCAGCCUGGUUUGAAAAUAUAGGAAGUAAAAGUAAAAAGUUGCCACAAAAAACUACUCAAAGUAUAUAUACCUUAUAACUCUACUUCCAACACAGUAAAAAAUAUUUGUACGUCUUUACUGCCCACCUCUGCUGUUGUUCACGUCCAGCUUAAAGCAUGCACUGUUGAUAGUUCAGCUGAAGUGUAAUCACAAGUCAACCUCAAACUUGGUGUGUUGCACAUUCUUUUAGAUCCAAACUUAUUCAAUUCAAUAACCCUGAAGGAAUUUGUGUAACAGACCUACCACACCUACAAGUAGCAUUACUGGCCACAGAGUGAGAGGGAAACUAACCCUUCAUGGAGUUAUUUCAGGUACAAGGGCUUUUUUUUAAUCCUUGGUGUUGACUCAGCACUGAUUUUUUUGUGCUAUCAAUUUCUGUUAUGUUUAGGUUUUCUGUUUAAACCCUGACUUUGUUGUAAUUAUGCAAUUUAGAGGUUUUGUGCCUUUUUGAUAGUAUGGCUGGUUUCAUUAUGUUUAUAUCCUCAGGCCUUUUUAACUGUACUCUGGCUUCUGUUCAUAUUUAUAGUUUGAUUGGGUUCUGUUCCUUGGUUCACUUUAUUUUACGUUCCCCAUGUUUUACCUGUAUCUUAUUUAGUCACCAUUUCCUGUUUUAUUUUGCUAGUCUCUUGUCUCCUGUGUGUUUUUGCUUCCUUGCAGCCUGCAUCUUAUUAUUCCCCAGUUUAUUCUGUUUAAUGACAGCUCUGUCUGAUAUUGGGCUGCUGUUUAUGUUAUGUCUAUUUGAUUAAUAAAUCAUUAUGAUGAAUAAUUGCGAGUGUGCUUGUUCUGUGAGAUCCUGCCUCCAUGUGGUUGUGUAAAUAACCGGUCAACAGGGACAUUCAGAUAUAAUCUAUUAUGACUUAUAUGUAUAGUGUAUUUCUCAUGUAUGUUUGUGACUGGGGGGUAGAACUGCUGAU
Pelmatolapia mariae (spotted tilapia) is the source of this 2704-nucleotide messenger RNA. Its product is annotated as caspase-8-like. Gene Ontology annotation, cellular component: cytoplasm. Bases 112 to 1290 code for a protein of 392 amino acids. The record is from RefSeq and is a predicted model, not a curated record. The transcript is spliced from 6 exons. NCBI's taxonomy places the organism in Eukaryota, Metazoa, Chordata, Actinopteri, Cichliformes, Cichlidae. Gene Ontology annotation, biological process: proteolysis; apoptotic process; positive regulation of neuron apoptotic process. Gene Ontology annotation, molecular function: death effector domain binding.